Anopheles cruzii is the source of this 2121-nucleotide messenger RNA. RefSeq names its product probable 4-coumarate--CoA ligase 1. The record is from RefSeq and is a predicted model, not a curated record. Gene Ontology annotation, biological process: long-chain fatty acid metabolic process; fatty-acyl-CoA biosynthetic process. The transcript is spliced from 2 exons. Bases 31 to 1731 code for a protein of 566 amino acids. Lineage: Eukaryota; Metazoa; Arthropoda; Insecta; Diptera; Culicidae. Gene Ontology annotation, molecular function: long-chain fatty acid-CoA ligase activity.
UAGUGAUUAAACUGCUUGUGCCUGGUAAGGAUGGCUACAUUUGAUGCAUGUAGCCGCACAUGGCAAGUACCAUACCGACCUGCCAUAUUCAACCCGUGUGCCAAUCUUGGCCAGAUACUGAUCAAUGUUUUGGAGAGAGCACCAGAGAAAAUUAUACAGCUCAACGUGGAUACUGACGCUGUGGUUACCUGCACGCAGAUGCGACUCCGAUCUAUACGAUUUGCUCGGUUCCUUACCUCUUGCGGAUAUGGCAAAGGAGACGUUUUAGCCUUGGUGGCCCGAAACUCUUGCCAUGUGGUUCCAGUAGUAUUUGGAUGCUUCAUAGCAGGCCUUCCGAUCAACACAAUCGAUCCAUCCUUUGAGUUACGUGAAAUCGUGAAUAUUUUGAGGCUCACCCAACCAAAGCUCAUCGUCUGUGACGCCGACAGAAUGGCUGUACUCCGACAGGCCAACGAGCAGCUGCAGCUCCGAAUCGUUAACUAUGGCGUGCUGCUGAUGACCCCAACAGACGAGCUGAUGCCAGAUUGCUAUUCGAUAGACGAACUGCUGCAAAAACCGUGCGAUGGUGAAAGUGAUUUCGUUCCUCAGUACUUAGGAGAUUCGAAUCUGCUAACAGCGGCUAUAGUGUGCUCGUCUGGUACUACUGGACUGGCGAAAGCAGUACGCAUUUCACACGCUCAGCUCAUAACACCAUACGGCCGAAUUAGCCAACUCGACCAAAAUGAUACAAUCCUGUCUUUUAGUACGCUGUUUUGGAUUUCUGGGUACCAGAUGCUAAUGACCAGCAUCCUUAACGGUAUCCGGCGGCUAAUUACGACCAAGUUGGCCACUGCCAAGUAUGCCAUUGAGCUAUGCAAUAGAUACAACGUGACAAUCUUAUUCAUGACUCCGUCACUAGCUACGGACGUCCUACUGACGCUGACAGAUUCGGAACGAUUGCGGUCACUAAAGAUAUUCGCCAUCGGGGGUAGCACUGUGCCGCUAGCCCUGCGUCAAUCAAUUAUCCGGAAGGUGCUGGUUGAAGGGCAGGGUCGGUGUGUCGUUGGCUAUGGUAUGAGCGAACUAGGGGGACCAGUAUCGUACGAGAUGAUACCACGUGAAAAUUCUGUUGGCACACUCCUUUCUGGAAUUAAAGCUAAGGUCGUUGGCGAACUAAACACACCAUUAGGUCCAGGCGAAACUGGUGAGUUGUUCAUCAGACCUACGCAUCCGUUUCUUGGCUACUGCGGUGACGAGCAGGCUACGGCGAAAAUACUAGACGAGCAUGGUUUCGUGCGCACUGGCGACAUAGCCUAUUUCGAUCAUGAUGGCUUCUUGUAUUUGGUCGACCGCAAGAAGAAUAUUUUAAAGUAUGACGGAUAUCAAAUCUCACCAUCCGAACUAGAGGCAACUAUUUCACAGAUACCUGGUGUUCGUCAGGUCGUCGUCGUUGGGAUACCCGAGCCCGGUCGGGAGUUUAAUGAUUUGGCCACGGCCAUGGUAGUUUUGAAUAGCAAUGAAAAGCGCUCUGCUGAUGAGGAACUAACUGAGCAAACAAUAAUCGAUCAUUGUGCGAUGGUGACCGGUGGACAACCGGCCCACGAAAACAGACGACUUCGUGGAGGGGCAAUGUUCAUCAGUAGUUUACCAAUGACUGCAAGCGGGAAGGUAAGAAGAGACGUCGCAAAACAAAUGGCAAUUAAUUUCCAUCGCAACACCCUUGCGUCUAAACCACAGUUGUCUGAUCAGUGACCCUUUAUUUUGUACUAUUAAUUUUGCCGCAACUCUGCUUAGGUUUAGCACGGCAAAGUAAUCAUCGACAUCAAAUAUUGUUCCUUGGUUUUGUUGGUGACUGGCCUUUUCAUUGCCAUGGUUAAGUGUUCGACAAUUAUUUUAAUCUUGCUUUCGGUUGUCGCCAUUAUUCUUUUUCGUUGACUUUUGGAAGUCUUUUAAAGCUUUGCUUUUCAUAUUCUCCUUCGGUACUGUCUUGUGUUUUGGAACGUUAAUACCAGCGCGAAUGAAACGUUUAGCCGCCGGUUGAUGAAUUCUGGGUCUGCAGUAGAUGUUUUCGUGAACUUCAUUUGUUCGAGAUAAUGUAGAUUGCACCCGUUGUAGAUUUUGUUUGGUGGUUAGCUGACGGAA